Messenger RNA from Sporisorium graminicola, 1104 nucleotides. RefSeq lists its product as uncharacterized. Lineage: Eukaryota; Fungi; Basidiomycota; Ustilaginomycetes; Ustilaginales; Ustilaginaceae. The record is from RefSeq and is a predicted model, not a curated record. The transcript has a single exon. The coding region runs from base 1 to 1104 and encodes 367 amino acids.
AUGAAGUUCCUUUCCCUUGUCGCCGCUACCCUCGCCUUGGUUGCUACCACAGUCUCCGCUGACCCCAGCGUCGAGGCUCUCAACCUCCCUGCCAUGUCCAAGCACCCCCUCUCCAUGCAACGACGCGACGCCAUCCUCAACCGUCGUCACUCGAACAGCCAACCUCGUGUCACCAAGCGCCACUUCAGGGGCUCCAAGCGCUCUUGCAAGGCCAAGACCCACCAUGCUGCUUCGGGCUCCGGUGCAAAGGCUGUCUCCUCCUCCAAGCAGAACGCUCAGUCCGGCUCCAACUCUGACUCCAACUCGCAGUCCCAGUCCCAGUCCGAGGCUUCUAGCCAGUCCAAGUCCAACUCGAACUCGAACUCACAGGCGUCGUCUUCUGGUAAGAGCGACUCCAAGUCCGGCUCGUCUUCUUCUUCAUCUUCUGCCUCGUCCUCCUCCUCUUCCUCGUCGUCUGCAUCUGGCGCCGGUCUCUUUGGCUUCAACUCUGGCAACUGCGGUGCCAGUGGUGCCAACGACAACCAGCCCAACGGUUCCCAGAACUUCCUCAACUGCGGUCUCACUUCGGGUGGAUGGAACCCUCCCAAGCUCUCGCUCGACCAGCUCAAGAUCCUCUCCGCCACCCAAGCCGCCGACUCGCCCGUCUUUGCUCCCUGCAAGGACAACCUCUGGGCUUUCCAAGCCGCCGAAAAGGCGCACGGCGUGCCCGCCACCGUCCUCAUGUCCUUUGCCAUGCAAGAGUCCACCUGCAACCCCAGCGUCACUGGUGGCAAUGGCGAGCAAGGCCUCAUGCAGAUCACCCCGGACAAGUGCGGCGGUGCCCCCAACGGAAACUGCAAGGACCCCUGGUUCAACGUUGACACGGGCGCAAAGUACUUCAAGACCACCUUGGACCAGUGCGGAGGCAACCUUCUUCAGGCUAUUGGCCAGUACAACGGUUGGUCCGUCGGCCUGACCGUGCAGAAGGCCACCGCUGCCAAGUCUCAGGGCAACUGCUACGCGCAGAACAACCUCGACUACCUCUACCAGAUGCUCAAUGGUUGGUUCCUCGGCAAGGCCAACACCUACGACAUGGGUACCUACAAGAACCUUGCUAGCUGCUAG